This is a messenger RNA of Wickerhamiella sorbophila, 843 nucleotides long. Its product is annotated as Dehydrodolichyl diphosphate synthase complex subunit nus1. The transcript has a single exon. The record is from RefSeq and is a predicted model, not a curated record. Gene Ontology annotation, cellular component: dehydrodolichyl diphosphate synthase complex; endoplasmic reticulum membrane. NCBI's taxonomy places the organism in Eukaryota, Fungi, Ascomycota, Dipodascomycetes, Dipodascales, Trichomonascaceae. Gene Ontology annotation, molecular function: ditrans,polycis-polyprenyl diphosphate synthase [(2E,6E)-farnesyl diphosphate specific] activity. The coding region runs from base 1 to 843 and encodes 280 amino acids.
AUGGUAGAUUCAGCAACCCAGAGUGGAACCGUGAGUGGCUUUUUCUUUGGCAUCAUCCUCAAAUUUGUAUUUGCGCUGCUCGCCGUUGUGAAAUUCGUGAGGUCGUUCUACUUUCAGUCGACUUAUCGAGUUGAGGCACUGACCCUUUCACCUCACAAGACUCCGCAAAUCAUCCGCAACGAUGUCACCAAGUUGUCGAAGGUUCCUAGGCAUAUUGCAGUGAUCCUUGACCGAAAGCAGAAGCACGUAGAAGGCGGUGGUGUUGAGGGCCUGCUGUCUGACGUUGGCGAGGUCGCAGCCUGGUGCAUUGGCGCAGGCGCAUCUGAGUUGACCGUCUACGAGCGCACAGGCGUUCUCAAGUCUUUACCGUUGCAAGACGUGUAUAAUGCAAUUGAAGACAGACUUCGAAUGUACUUUGGCAACUCAUCCUCUGCGACAUUCAAGAUCUUCAACCGCCAAAACGACGGAACCAAAAGCUUGGGCCCCUCAGCUGCAGGCAGCGCUGAUCCCAAGCUGUUAAUCAACCUCAUUUCCGAAAGCAACGGGCGCAAGCUCAUUGUUGACGUCACGCGUGUCCUGAGCGAUAUGGUCGCCCAAAACGUAACGUCCCCCAAAGACAUCACGCUGGACGUGAUCGACCGCCAACUAAAAGAGCGCAUUGGGUCUGAACCCGACCUGCUGAUCAUGUUUUCUUCUGAAAUUGACCUGCAGGGAUACCCCCCCUGGCAUAUCCGAGUCACCGAAAUCUAUUGUUCCCCGGCAAACAACGGAAAUGUCUCAUACCUCGUCUUCAUGAAAGCUCUCCACGCGUUCGCAACCGCCAAAUUCAAGCUCGGCCGCUAG